UGAUUCUUCGGACGAUAAGGAAAUUCUGAGAAAUUUUGAUGCGGAAGCUAAUCUGAUAAUAUUAACUGAUACGAUGCCGAAGAAGUCUGCAGAGAAAUACCUAACAAAUCAUGAGGCCUAUAAAAAAUGGCUACAAGAACACAGACAUUCUUUAUCUAAUUCUGACGAAAAUUACCUAAUUGUAUACUUUAAAGAAUUAAGUAAGAGGUUACAACCGUCGACUAUAUGGUCUCCAUGGUCCAUGUUAAAAAAAACAUUAAAUACUAAUGAUAAUAUCGAUAUUGGAAAAUUUCAAAAUUUAAAGUCUGGUUAAAAAUAAUUCUGAAGGUUUUAGGCCUAAAAAAUCUUUAGUGUUGAAAUGAAAUGAUGUUAUAAAAUUUAUCGAUGAUGCAUCAGACGUAACACAUUUGGAUCAAAAGGUUAUCUUGAUAUUUAAUAUUUUUGGGGCCCUCCGAUGUCAAGAAAUCUAUAACCUUAAAAGACAAGACGUAGAAGAUCUUGGGAACCGGUAUCUUGUUUCUGUUAACAAUACCAAAAAUGAUGUGCCUCGGCAGUCUAUAAUUGGCGAAUUUUUUUACGAAAGAGUCAAAAAAUACAUAUCAAUGAGACCGAAGGAACCAUUUUCUGAUAAUUUCUUCGUACAGUAUCGCAGAGGAAAAUGUGUUCACCAAAAUAUUGGAAGAAACACCAUUGGGACAACACCUCAAAAUAUUGCGUUAUUUCUAAAUUUACUCGAUCCAAAACGUUAUACUGGCCAUUGUUUCCGAAGGACUGCUGCCACAUUAUUGUCUGACUCAGGUGCCAAUACAACUAUGCUUAAACAACUAGGUGGUUGGAAAUCAACAGCUAUAGCCCAAGGCUAUGUUGAGAAUUCAUUAAAAACUAGGGAAAGAAUUUUUGAUAGAAUUACUGGUACAGUUGGUCCCGAAGUUAAUAAUAAUGGAAAACCAUCAACUAGCUCAAGCAACUCGACAAUGACAAAUCAUGGAAACUUACGAUAUGCUGAACUGCUGACCAAGGUUUUGGAGAUGAUUUUAUAUUUGAUGCUGAAGACUUAGUUAAUAUUGAUAAUUUAAAUAUACCCGAAAAAACUAUAUCACCACUGCCAUCAACAACAAUAAUGACAGCACGAACACCAACAACUGCGUUUACAACACAUGCUCGAAGAUCACCAUUAGUAACUCAGCCUACACACUUUACUACGAAAUCACCCAUCAACAUUUUUUCCAAAGAGCAGAAAAAUGAACCAUCAGC
Microplitis mediator is the source of this 1254-nucleotide messenger RNA. RefSeq lists its product as uncharacterized. The record is from RefSeq and is a predicted model, not a curated record. NCBI's taxonomy places the organism in Eukaryota, Metazoa, Arthropoda, Insecta, Hymenoptera, Braconidae. Gene Ontology annotation, biological process: DNA recombination; DNA integration. The coding region runs from base 603 to 1058 and encodes 151 amino acids. Gene Ontology annotation, molecular function: DNA binding. The transcript is spliced from 3 exons.